AUGGCUGCAGCCACAUCGCCGACUCUCACGUCGACGUCACACACGCUCACCGGCCAGCCUAUUAUGGCACCCGCAUCAGGAGCCAACUCCAAUCCGGCUGCGGACAUGGCCGCCUUCUUGACUAGUUUGCAACCCGCGAACCGACACGUUUUCCUUGAGCCGAAUGUCUCUCUUCCAAACGACUCGCUUAGCAUUGUCAAACAUACACUGGAAGCAUUUGCUGCUCAAGUCGGCGAUGCGCAGCAGGAGCGAUUAAGGGAGAACAGGAAGAGGAAGAGGGGUGGAGACAAGGUCGUUGACGAUGUCUUGAAGCUGAGAAAGGUGUAUGUGGACAAGUUCGAAACGGAACAGGUGUGGCAACAAGCGAAAAAGAUUAUCAAUGGGGUGUUGAAGUUCUCGGAAGGCAUAGUGGAUGAGCUGGAGGAGAAUGAGGCGGUCGUGGCGAUGGGCACUGGUUCUGAAGAUGAGGAGGCUGGCAUAAAGAGUUUGAAGUUUGGGGAGGAUGGGUUUGAGGUUAGCUCCGAGGAUAGCUCCGAGGAGGAGGGCAAAGAUGAAGCGAACGACGUGGAUGAAGAGGAGGAGGAGGACGACGAAGAGGACGAAGCUGAGACUGCAGACGCAGCUGUUGAAGAUGAACUGGAGGGGGAUGAGGAUGGUGAAGAGGAAGAGCGAGAGGACAAAUCAAACGAGGAAGAACAGGCUGGAGAAUAUGUCCAAGACCCCAAUGGUCUCAAUGACGGCUUCUUUUCCAUCGACGACUUCAACAAGCAGACCCAGUGGUUUGAAGACCAGGAUGCCAGGGGAGACCCAAACACGGACCACGCCAGCGAUGACGAGGAUAUAGACUGGGCUGCUGACCCCUUUGCGCCGCCGAAGCCCGCCGCACGGUCGUCAAAGAGGCACAAGAACGGUCCCCUCGACGAUGAGGAAUCGGAGGACGACGAUGGCCCCACGUUCGGAGACAUGGCACUUGAUGCGCCGGAAGGCGCCAGCGACGAUGGAGAAGACAUGGCAGACGGUGGCGAUGAGGAUGAGGCCAAUGAUUUGAAUGCCAAUGAAAUAUACUACAAGGAUUUUUUCGCACCCCCCUCAAGAAAAGACAAGGCUGGCAAACCUCCGAAAAAAAAGGCAGUCCACGUCGAAUCCCGGCAACCCGACGAAGAAGACAUGGAAAGGGCCAUGGCUGACGUCAAGCGUGACCUUUUUGAUGACGAGUCGGAAAACGGAGACUCGGACGACAACCUCUCCGACGUCUCAGCCGGCGACCCCAAAUCAAGGCGCUCAGCCCACCAACGUCGCCAGGCCAAGCUCGCCGAGGAAAUCCGCAAACUCGAGGCCGCGUCCGUAGCCAAGCGCGAAUGGACGCUGUCAGGCGAAGCCGCCGCCGCCGACCGUCCGACGAACUCACUUCUCGAAGAGGACGUAGACUUUGAGCACGUCGGCAAGCCCGUCCCCGUCAUCACUCCCGAAAUCAGCGAAUCCAUCGAAGACCUCAUAAAGCGGCGCAUAUUGUCCCAGGAAUUUGACGAGGUUGUCCGCCGCCGCCCCGAUGCAGGCAGCGUCCCCGCCCACACGCGCCGCGGCCUCGUUGAGCUCGACGAUAGCAAGCCCAGCAAGAGCCUCGCCGAGGUCUACGAGGAGGAGCACAUCAAGAACGCCAACCCAGACACGUACGUCAGCAAGUCAGAUGAGAAGCUCCAGAAGGAGGAGAAGGAAGUCGAAGCCAUGUGGAAAGACGUGUCCGCACGGCUCGACGCCCUCUCCAGCUGGCACUACAAGCCGAAACCGGCGGCCGCCCAGCUCAGCGUCGUCUCGGACGUGGCCACGGUCGCCAUGGAAGACGCCCAGCCAACGACGGCACAGGGCGUCGCCGGCGCAUCGUCGCGCAUGGCCCCGCAGGAAAUCUACAGGGCCGGCACGGACAAGGACUCGGUCGCAAAGGGCGAGGUUGUCACCAAGUCCGGCCUGCCCGUCGCCCGGCAAGAGAUGUCCCGCGAGGACAGGGCCCGGCGCCGCAGACGCCAAAAGGAACGCGUCCGCAAUGCCGGUGGCACUCAUACCCAGAGCGACAAGAAGCUGGGCACGAGGGCCAAGAUGCAGCGCGACACCAUGGCCGAGCUGAAGAAGGGCGGCGUCAAGGUCAUCAAUCGCAGAGGGGAGGUCACCGACGUGGACGGGAACAAGGCCAAGGCCAAAAAGGCAGUGACCAGCGGGAGCUUCAAGUUGUGA
Molecule: messenger RNA, 2229 nt
Organism: Metarhizium album ARSEF 1941
Lineage: Eukaryota; Fungi; Ascomycota; Sordariomycetes; Hypocreales; Clavicipitaceae
Product: Mpp10 protein
Exons: 1
Coding region: 1-2229 (742 amino acids)
Biological process (GO): rRNA processing
Cellular component (GO): nucleus; sno(s)RNA-containing ribonucleoprotein complex; Mpp10 complex
Source: RefSeq, a predicted model, not a curated record